CACAUUCGCCGAUCUACUUUUGAUCGAAAGAGUUCUUCACCAAUCAUCUUGCUGUACGAUUGCGAUCAAAAUGUUUCGUUUUUUUCCUCUGAUUUAUUUUCUAACUUUGGUUCUGACGGAAACUUUUUCCAGCGAACUUAACACUAAUAUCUGGGCCGUAAAAAUGAGUGGCGGUCGACAAGAAGUCGAGAAGUUAGCCCUAAAGUACGACCUCUCUUAUGACAAACAUCUCUUUGAUGACUAUCAUACUAUAAAAAGUGUGAAAAAGUCUGGGAAGACCUUGCUAUCAUCAGAAAUUGACAGCAUUUUACGUUCUGAACGAAAGGUUGAAUGGUUUAUGCGUCAGAAAAAGAAAAAGUAUAAACUUUUACAGAUAGACCCAGAACUUCGUGAGAUGUGGUAUAUUAAAAGACCUGAGGGAUCUAAUGAACCAACACUCAAUGUCAUUUCUUCUUGGAAGUCUGGCUAUACAGGAAAAGGAAUUGUGGUGGGAGUUGUUGAUGAUGGAGUUGAUGGCAGUCAUCAUGAACUACAAGAUAACUAUAGAUGGGAUUUGAGUUACGAUUAUGUGGCUGACAAACAGGUGUCGUUUGGAACACGAGUACCAGGACAUGGUAAUAAAUGUGCGGGUGUCCUAGCUGGAAAACGCAAUAAUGGUUUAUGUGGUGUGGGAAUAGCUUAUGAAGCUAACAUUGCAGGCAUUCGUUUUUUUGAUGAUGUAAACGAAGCAACUGAUGCAACAGAAUCUGCAGCCUUGGUGCACAAGCUAGAAAUUAUUGGCAUAUACUCCAACAGCUGGGGACCUGAGGAUUCGGCACGGAUAAUAGAGGGUCCUGGACCGUUGACUAGUGCAGCCUUAGAAAAAGGCAUUAAAGAGGGUCGCGAUAAACAAGGUGCCAUCUACACGUUUGCAGCUGGAAAUGGCGGUACAGUAGGGGACGGCUGUGCAUACGAUGGUUAUGUGAACAGCAUUUACACCAUCGCCAUCAACGGUGUGAAUAAAGAUGGAUCCCGUCCCAGCUACGCAGAAGAAUGUCCUGCAAUCAUGGCCACCGCGUACAGUAGUGACAAAGGUGAAGGAAUUGUAACUGUUGAUAACGUAAAGGGUUGUGUCAAUGAUUUCGGAGCUACGUCAGCGGCUACUGCCAUUGCAUCAGGAAUGAUUGCACUGACCCUACAAGCAAACUCUAACUUGACUUGGCGUGACGUCCAACACAUCAUAGCCAACAGUGCAAGAGCAGCGCCUGGUGGAGUCUGGCUCAAACAAGGCCAUUGGCUGCAAAACAAGGCAGGGUUUAAUAUUAGCAAGGUUUAUGGCUUUGGGCUCAUGGACGCUAGCAUGAUGGUGAUGUUAGCAAGUAAAUGGAAGGAGGUGCCAGCGCAGAUAAAAUGCGAGAUCGAAGGCAGUGACAAAGACAUAAAAAUCCCUGGAAUGGUUUCAAUAGAAGUGAAAGAUUGUGCAAUUAAAUUUCUGGAGCACGUGCAGAUCAGAGUCAAUCUUAAUUUCUCUCGCCGUGGCGACUUGUCCCUGCAGUUGAGAGCAAUAAGUGACACAACAUCUCCAAUGACUCAAAAGCGGCGCAAAGACAACUUUAAAGAAUUCAGAAACUUGACUGACUGGAUUAUUACAUCUCUUUUUCACUGGGGAGAAGACCCGAUUGGCAUAUGGGAGCUAAAAAUUGAUGAUUUUGACAAGCGAUUUCCAAGUUCAGGUCAACUUCACAGCUGGUCCUUGAUAUUGUAUGGCACUUCUGUAAACCCCCUUAAAUCAGAACCGAGGAGCGAAAUAGAUUCGACACGUGCUAUACCUCCUGAGGAAUCCAAACUUUCGACGCGGCCAAUGGAAAUAGUCACCCCAACUGAACAACCCAAACUUUCGACGCAGCCAAUGGAAAUAGUCACCCCAACUGAACAACCCUUGUCAACAGACAAACCAACCAAAGCAUCAUGGUGGAAAAUUGUGAUUUCUGUUGUGAUACUGUUUGUUGGACAUUUGUCUCGUCGCAGCAAGGAACAGUGCAUUUCAAUGGUCAAGCGAAGAUCAGAAAACUAUAAGUCCGAGAGUCCGAACUGCAACGUUUCAUUCAUAUAUUAACCAUAAAGUAUUGGAAUGCGAAUAAUAAAGAGUACUUUCGAGGUUCCCCUCCCUCCCCCCGCACACUUUAUUUUUUCUGACCACCUCCAGUUACCCAGUGCCGAAAUGACCUAAACUUAGGCUACCGAGACCCCCAGCAAUUGAUACUGAAAUUUUUAGCAAUAAUUGCCCAAGUCAGAGACUUGGAAGCCCCGAAAAAAUUAAUUUCAACCUUUUACUUGGUUAAAAUUGUGGAGAAACAAAGAAUUGCAUGAGCCUAGGUUAGACGCUGUAGUAAUGCUUUCUUUAAUUUAUUUCAUAUGGCCGCAGUAUUUUCUUGAAAAGCCCAUGAUAUUUAAAGUACAUUGAAAGCACCAAUUUUGAAAAAUUUCAUAGGGUGCCUUGACGCAAAAUGUACUGUGAACACGUUAUAUCCGUAAAAAAGGCUUUUAAACUGCGUCAAACGUGGAUAUAGUUGUUAAUUAUGAAGAAAACUAGAAAUAAAUUACAUUUUAUUAACUUCUCUGAUGAUCAGAAA
This is a messenger RNA of Pocillopora damicornis (cauliflower coral), 2612 nucleotides long. RefSeq names its product proprotein convertase subtilisin/kexin type 4. The record is from RefSeq and is a predicted model, not a curated record. NCBI's taxonomy places the organism in Eukaryota, Metazoa, Cnidaria, Anthozoa, Scleractinia, Pocilloporidae. Gene Ontology annotation, cellular component: Golgi membrane; trans-Golgi network. Gene Ontology annotation, molecular function: serine-type endopeptidase activity. Gene Ontology annotation, biological process: peptide hormone processing.